AUGUCUGAUCCCGCAGCAUCAAAGCGUGCCCGCGAAGAAGGCAAUACGUUCUUCCGGCGCGGACGAUGGGCCGACGCCGCAGCUGCGUAUGGCCGCGCCAUCGCCGCUGACGAUAGCGACGCGCUGCCGCGCGCGAAUCGCGCUAUGGCGUGGUUGAAGCUUGAGAAAUACGCCGACGCUGCAGCUGACGCGACCGCCGCCCUCGCCCUGGACCCUACGCACAUCAAGGCGCGAUAUCGGCGGGCCCUGGCGCGCCGCGGCCUGGGAGACCUGGACGGCGCCGCAGCCGACCUGAGCACGGUCAUUGCGCGUGACGACAGCCCUGCCGCAAGGGAGGAGCUGGCGGAGGUGUAUGCCGAGAUUGUCAAGGGGACCAAGGCGGCCAAGGCUGAGAGGGCUGCUGGGAGGGUCAAGGAGGCAGAGGAGAAGGAAGACGCGGGCAACAAGGCAAAGGAGGCAGAGAUCGCCGAGGAUAACGCCAAGGCUGCCAAGGAAGAAGAACAAGCACAAGCACAUGCGCAGGCACAACCUGCCACAAGCUUCGCCGCACUGCGCGGAAAACGCGACGCCCGACCGGCUCUCGACAAAGUCGACUUUAGCUCGUACUUUGAUUGA
Messenger RNA from Cutaneotrichosporon cavernicola, 615 nucleotides. RefSeq lists its product as uncharacterized. Gene Ontology annotation, cellular component: protein folding chaperone complex. Gene Ontology annotation, molecular function: protein binding. The record is from RefSeq and is a predicted model, not a curated record. The coding region runs from base 1 to 615 and encodes 204 amino acids. The transcript has 3 exons. Lineage: Eukaryota; Fungi; Basidiomycota; Tremellomycetes; Trichosporonales; Trichosporonaceae.